This is a messenger RNA of Apodemus sylvaticus (European woodmouse), 1008 nucleotides long. RefSeq names its product taste 2 receptor member 1 (gene Tas2r1). The coding region runs from base 1 to 1008 and encodes 335 amino acids. Gene Ontology annotation, cellular component: membrane. Gene Ontology annotation, biological process: G protein-coupled receptor signaling pathway; sensory perception of taste; detection of chemical stimulus involved in sensory perception of bitter taste. Lineage: Eukaryota; Metazoa; Chordata; Mammalia; Rodentia; Muridae. Gene Ontology annotation, molecular function: G protein-coupled receptor activity; bitter taste receptor activity. The record is from RefSeq and is a predicted model, not a curated record. The transcript has a single exon.
AUGAUGGAAAGUCAUGUGGUCUUCUUCCUUCUGGUCGUGGUGGUGCAGUUUUUCACGGGGGUCUUGGCAAAUGGUCUCAUUGUGGUUGUCAAUGCUAUCGACUUGAUCAUGUGGAAGAAAAUGGCUCCACUGGAUCUGCUUCUCUUCUGCCUGGCAACUUCUCGGAUCAUUCUGCAGCUAUGCAUAUUGUUUGCACAACUGGGUCUAUUCUGUUUGGUGAAACACACGUUAUUUGCUGAUAAUGUUACUUUUGUCUUCAUUAUAAAUGAACUGAGUCUUUGGUUUGCCACAUGGCUUGGCGUUUUCUACUGUGCCAAGAUUGCUACCAUCCCUCACCCACUCUUUCUGUGGCUGAAGAUGCGGAUAGCCAGGUUGGUACCAUGGCUGAUCCUGGGAUCUGUGCUCUAUGCAACUAUUACUACAUUCAUCCAUAGCAGAGAGACUUCAGAGAUUCCUAAACAAGUCUUCAUAAGCUUGUUUUCUAAAAAUGCAACUCAGGUCCCACCAAAGCAUGCCACGCUACUCUCAGUCUUUGUCUUUGGGCUCACACUGCCACUGCUCAUCUUCACCAUCGCUGUUCUGCUCUUGACAUUCUCCCUGUGGAACCACAGCCUUCAGAUGAGGACGAUGGUGGGCAGCAGGGAGCCCAGCAGACAUGCCCUCAUCAGUGCGAUGCUGUCCAUUCUGUCAUUCCUCAUCCUCUAUCUCUCCCACUACAUGGUGGCUGUUCUGAUCUCCACCCAAAGUUUCCACCUCGGAAGCAGAGCCUUCGUAUUCUGCUCAGUGGCUAUUGGAAUGUACCCCUCAUUGCACUCGAUUGUCUUAAUUUUAGGAAGCCCUAAGUUGAAACGAAGUGCAAAAAUGUUCACGGUUCAUUGUAAGUGUUGUCAUCGUGUAAGAGCUUGGGUCACCUCAAGGAUCCCAAGACUCAGUGACUUGCCAGUAUCUGCUAUUCACCACGUAACCAACAAGACAUCCUGCUCAGAAGCAUGUAUAAUGCCAUCUUAA